UAGAAAUUGUCACAAUAAUGACAGUUGUACAAGAAUUUACAUAAGUGUUGAAGUGUAUGGUAUAGUUAUACUCGUCAUACUUGACCAAUACAGAAUACAGUGCAUUGAUUGAUGCAGUGUUGGUGUUUGUGUGGUGAAAAAGAAAUAAAAUGAAAAUAUUAAAAAAAAAUAGAAUUGAUAACAAUUAUAAAUACAUACACACAUUGCUAUAAUGUUCAAUUUAUAUUUGACCCUUAUAUCAAUCCUUGAUCUUUGUGUGUUGUUGAUAGUGUCAUAACUCUGAUUAAAACUUCAGAAAUGUUUAGUGGUUCACCUUCUUGUGUGUCUCCAACAGAAACAAUAAACAUGUUUAACAAAGAAGCUAACAAAGAUAAAGAGAAGCCUGAGAAGGAGGCAAUUCAUUCAGGACAUUUUAUGGUCUCACAUUUUGAGGCAGAGGCUCAAGAUGAUGAGGAUGAGUUAGCUGUACCUGUACCCGAAGUAAAUGAACCCAAACAUGAAAUUGUGACUAUCAAACCUAACAAAGAAAAAUACCAGCUGCAACGUAAAAACAAUCAUAGGCCCCAGAUUGGGAUUGAUACAAGUUUAUCAAAAUUGUUUCAAUGCAUGUCCUUAGCCUAUAGACAAAAGUUAACCUCACCUAAAUGGAACCGUUUUAGAGGCAUACGAUUGAGAUGGAAAGAUAAAAUUAGAUUAAAUAAUGUUAUUUGGAGAUGUUGGCACAUGCAGUUUAUUAAAAAGCAAAAUACAUUGAUUUGCCAAUUUGCUUCUCCACUAGAUGUUGAUACACAUAAUAAACCAGAGGCUGUAGUCUUAGAAGGAAAGUAUUGGAAACGAAAAUUAGCAGCCGUUACAGCAGAAUACAAAAAAUGGCGAAUGUUUUAUCGAAAUCAGACUUUUGGUCACUCGCGCGACACUACAGACAUGCUAACAGAAAUGGAGCUUCUAGUAUGGCAUUCACAAGCUGUAGAUGAGAGUAUGAUGGUUGAUGAAGAUUACAUGGGUUUAAUGAGUGACACCCUCUUUUCAACAAUAGGAAAUCAACCAUUUCAAUUUCCAGAUACAAGAGAAAUUGCUAAAGCAGGUUUGGCAGACUUUAUUCAACCUAGUUUGGGACCAUUGCAACCAAAUUUAGAUGAUUACAUGGACACGUUUGAACCAUUUCAUGAAUUACUAUCUGGAAAAUUAGCAACUGUACCAGAAGAAAACACAAAUUACAAUUUGUAUAAGCAUGUUAAUUGGGAUUAUCCAAAUAUGGUAUUAAUGUCUAAUCAAAAUGUGCAGAUGCUAGCAUCAAAUAAUGUUAUGGAUGAUUAUGGAAACACCAUUCAUAAUAUUGAUAUAAAAUCUGGUUUAGAUGACAAUAGACAGAUACAGCAAUAUUCUUCAUCAGUUCAGAACUAUAACGGAAAUAGUUCUUUAUUAUAUAAUUCAUCUGAUAUGAUCUCAAAAAAUAUGAAACCAAUGAUUGACGUUACUCCUUUGCAGAAACUAGAUCAAACAUAUCCCACAAAAAAUAUUCAGAAUACAUUUUCAGCUUUCCCGCAAGGUGUUGAAGUUGUUACUAAUAGUUUAACACCUGAUAUUCGAUUACAAACACCAACUCAUGACUUUAAAUUGAAUCACAGCCCAACUGAAGAUAUGGGUUACAAAUUUAUGCCUCCGGCUACGCCUAAUCCGAAAUUUGCAUCUUCUAUAUCACAAAGUGUAAAAUUUACAUCACAAAAAGAAGAUAAAGCUCCAACAAGAGGAAGAGGAAUACGAGGUAGACCGAGAUCAAGAUCAAAUACUAGGGAACCUACGAAAAAGCCUCCCUUGAUAUCAGCAGCUAGUGAUCCAUCUCUUUUAAAUUCUAGCAAUAGCGCAUUAUUGACACAAUUACUUACAAAAGAGAAUAAUUCUUUUAUGCAGCAAAAUCAGAGGGUCACAAAUUCCCAUGAUAAUAUACGAAUAAAAGAUGAGAUGCAACCAAUUCCAAUUCUUCCCCAACCAUCGGCAACUACACUUAUUAUUACCACACCUGUUAAUAUAACACCAAUGCAUGCAAAUUUAAAUGAUCCGUUGUUAUUGAAUACAAUGAGUGCAUCGAAUAGUCCCAUAUUAGAAAACAAUCCAUGUUUGAAUUCACCAACUUCGUCACAAGGAUCAAUGGGCUCACCAACUAGGGAUCCUCAAAAUAGAGAUCAACGAAGAGUUGGUCAUAUACACGCUGAACAGAAACGACGUUAUAACAUAAAAAAUGGAUUCGAUAUGAUCCAUUCCCUUAUUCCACAACUAAAUAAGAAUCCAAACGCAAAAUUAAGUAAAGCUGCAAUGUUACAAAAAGGUGCAGAAUACAUUAAGCAGCUUAGGGUAGAAAGGAAUUCAAUAAAAAAUGAGAUGGAUAACCUCAGGCAGGAGAUAGAUACAUUGAAUGCAUCUAUAAGCAACUGCCAGUCUUUACUGCCCGCAACUGGUGCACCAGUUUCAAGAAGAAGAGACAAUAAAAUGCAAGAAAUGUUUGAUGAAUAUGUACGUAGUAGGACACUGGAAGACUGGAAAUUUUGGAUAUUUAGUUUAUUAUUUAGACCAUUGUUAGCGUCUUUCAACAAUUUUGUAUCAACUUCAAGUAGAGAGGACCUCUAUAGAUCUACUUUAAAUUGGAUUGAACAACAUUGUACAUUAGUGGAUCUUAGACCUGUUGUUCUUAACUCGCUGAGAUAUUUAUGUACAAAAACAGAUAUUCUGUCAGAACCAGAAAAGUUACCAGAUGAAGCACAACAAAUUGUACUUUCAAAACAAAACCAACAGUCUAUGUAACAUAAUUUGUAAUACA
Molecule: messenger RNA, 2815 nt
Organism: Nicrophorus vespilloides
Lineage: Eukaryota; Metazoa; Arthropoda; Insecta; Coleoptera; Silphidae
Product: MLX-interacting protein
Exons: 16
Coding region: 298-2799 (833 amino acids)
Biological process (GO): regulation of transcription by RNA polymerase II
Cellular component (GO): nucleus
Molecular function (GO): RNA polymerase II cis-regulatory region sequence-specific DNA binding; DNA-binding transcription factor activity, RNA polymerase II-specific; protein dimerization activity
Source: RefSeq, a predicted model, not a curated record